AAAACGUAUGAACACAAAAUAUAAAAGAGACAGUUGAUUUGCCACUUUCCCUCUCAAAAACAGUGGCGCUUCUCUCUCUUAGGGUUUUUCAAAUUUCCAAAAACUAAUAUUUUUGUUGAAUCGAAUUGUUCGUAAAGGAAAGAAAAUGAAUCUGAGUGAAGGGGCAAUAGCGAAGAUAACAAACGGAGGAGCAUCGUCGGCAGAACUGAAGCCAACGCUGCAAGUGACGGACCUGAAACAAGUGCAGACCAAACAGCCGCAGCAAAAUGACCGGUUUCGGCUGAUUUUAUCAGAUGGGUCUCAGUCGCAACAAGCAAUGCUGGGUACCCAGAUUAACCAUUUGGUUAAAGAUGGAAACUUGAGGCCUGGUUCUAUUGUUCAGUUGAUUCAGUAUACUUGUACCACUGUUCAAGGCCGCAUGAUUAUUAUUAUUUUGGAAUUGGUUGUGGUAGCUGUUGAGUGUGCUAUCAUUCGCAACCCAGGAAAUUCUUUGGGGCCUUCACAAACCUCGACUGAUCAACCACUUAGAAACACAGCAAAUCCUCAAUCAUUUGGUAGCGGUUCACCAGCCAGAGGGAUGGUUGAAAACCCAAAUGUGAAUGGAUCGUCUUUUCAAAACGCUAGAAUGAAUCAGUUACAUGGCAGUCCUCAUGCCAACAAUUAUGAUUCAGGAAGAUAUGGUGCAGCAAAUGCACCUCCAUCUCACCUGAAAGCAGAACUUGGCUCUGGGCUCCCUGGAUCAGCUUCAAUAAACAGGUCAUACAGUGAUCAGAGUGCAGGCUUUCGCAAUCCUAGACCAGAAAUUCCACAGACUGCCAGUACUUAUUCUUAUUCCCCUCGGCCAGCAUAUCAACAACCACCCCCAAUGUAUUCUAAUAGAGGACCAGUGGCUAAAAAUGGAGCUCCCCCAAGGUUAAUGCCAAUUUCUGCCCUCAAUCCUUACCAGGGCAAGUGGACAAUUAAGGCAAGAGUCACAGCAAAGGGAGAACUGAGGCACUACAAUAAUAGUCGCGGUGAUGGGAAGUUGUUUUCUUUUGAUCUUCUUGAUUCUGACGGUGGAGAAAUUAGAGUUACCUGCUUUAAUGCUGUGGUUGACCAAUUUUACAACCAUAUAGAAGCAGGUAAAAUUUAUUUAAUUUCCAACGGAAGUUUGAAACCUGCUCAGAAGACUUUCAACCAUCUUCACAAUGAUCUAGAAAUCUAUCUGGAUAGCAACUCGGUCGUUCAACCUUGUUUUGAGGACGACAACUCAAUUCCAAGGCAACAAUUUCAUUUCCGAAGCAUUACUGAAAUUGAGGCCACGGAUAAUAACAGUGUUGUGGAUGUAAUUGGUGUGGUAUCUUCUAUUACUCCUGUGGCUUCAUUAAUGAGGAAAAAUGGUAUUGAAACUCAGAAGAGAUCCCUCCAGUUGAAAGACAAGUCAGGUCGUAGUGUUGAAUUAACACUGUGGGGAAAUUUUUGCAACGCAGAAGGGCAAAGGUUGCAGAGUAUGUGUGAUUCUGGUGGAUUUCCUGUUCUAGCUGUUAAAUCGGCUAGAGUCAGCGAGUUCAACGGGAAGACAGUUGGGACUAUUUCUUCAAGUCAGUUAGUAAUAGAGCCUGAUUUCGCAGAGGCUCAAGCGCUGAAGGAAUGGUUUGAAAAGGAAGGGAAGAACACUCCUUCUGUCUCGAUCUCAAGAGAAUGGUCGAGUGUGGGUAGGUCAGAUGUUCACAAAACUAUUUCACAAAUUAAGGAGGAGAAGCUAGGGACUUCCGAGAAACCAGAUUGGAUCACUCUUAAUGCAACAGUGAUUUUUGUAAAGGCUGACAAUUUCUGCUAUACAGCUUGCCCCAUCAUGGCUGGGGAUCGACCUUGCAGCAAGAAAGUUACAAAUAAUGGAGAUGGGAAAUGGCGGUGUGAGAAGUGUGAUCAGACUAUGGAUGAAUGCGAUUACAGAUACAUACUUCAGUUCCAAAUACAGGAUCAUACUGGUCUUACAUGGGUCACUGCAUUUCAAGAAUGUGGUGAGGAGAUUAUGGGCAUAUCUGCAAAAGAUCUGCACCUUAUGAAAUAUGAGAAUCAAGAUGAUGAGAGUUUCUCUAAAGUUCUUCGUCAAGUUUUGUUUAGUAGAUUUGUUCUCAAGUUGAAAGUAAAGGAGGAGACUUUCAGUGACGAACAGCGUGUAAAGUCCACUGUUAUCAGAGCUGAAAAGGUGAGCCAUUCAUCCCAAUCUAGGUUUUUCCUUGAGAUGAUGGAAAAGCUUAAAUCAGGAAACUCCACACCUUUUGCAUCGGCUGCUGAACCUACCUAUCCUAACUCUGUUGCAAGCACUGGAAUUGAAAGUCUCGGAGACAGAUCAGGUGGACCGCUAGGAUCUAAUCAAGUGGUGAACAACAGAGAAUUUGCAAAUCAAGCGGGUCAGUAUGGUAACCAGUUUGCCGCUGCAUACUCUACUCCUAGUGUUUCUUGUGUCAGCUGUGGCUCUACUAGUCAUAGCUCUGCAAAUUGCAUCAGUGCCAUGAACUCUUCAAGGCAGGCAGCGGGUGCCAACAGACCAUCGUCUUUUGGUGGCAGUGGUGGCGCUGGAGGUGAAUGCUUCAAAUGCCAUCAAGUUGGGCAUUGGGCGAGGGACUGCCCCGGUAUAAACACUGUUCCUCAAGCUUAUGGUAGCACCGGGAUUUCUUCUGGGAGAUAUGGAGGUAUGAGGUAAAUUGCCUGGGGACGACGUCUGGAAGAAUAAGGCAGUAAGAAUUUUGUACAUGUUGCCCGCUUUGUGAGAAUUCAUAAAAAUCGGGCAGAGCGAUAAAUUUUGUGUUCCUUGUACAGCGAAGGUCGUCUUUUGUUGCAAAAGGUGGUAUCCUUAUAAUUCAUUUGGAGCUAGUUUUCCUUCUACAAACAGAUGGUGGUUUUACUGUAUUAUUAUUGUGUUUUGCUUCUGCUUUGUGUAAAUUGUUGAACUUUCGUUUUGCCUCAAUAUUUAUGCCUUCCGGUUUUUCUUUUUUGUUCAUAA
Mercurialis annua (annual mercury) is the source of this 2989-nucleotide messenger RNA. Its product is annotated as replication protein A 70 kDa DNA-binding subunit E. Gene Ontology annotation, cellular component: nucleus; DNA replication factor A complex. Lineage: Eukaryota; Viridiplantae; Streptophyta; Magnoliopsida; Malpighiales; Euphorbiaceae. The transcript is spliced from 2 exons. The record is from RefSeq and is a predicted model, not a curated record. Gene Ontology annotation, biological process: meiotic cell cycle; nucleotide-excision repair; DNA replication. Bases 146 to 2689 code for a protein of 847 amino acids. Gene Ontology annotation, molecular function: zinc ion binding; damaged DNA binding; single-stranded telomeric DNA binding.